GGGAGCUAAGGCAAACGGUUUUAUUAGUCGAAGGACGCCCGGUAUCUGGUUUUGCGAUUGCGGGGUGAUUUUGUAUCUCGAUGACAAGUUGACGCACCUUGGGUGUACUUUUUCCUUCUCGAUAUCGACGUCGUCGCCGUCUGCUUCGCCCAAAUCGCCGCCGCUGCCGCCAAACCGUCGGUGGAGAAGGCCUACCGGGUUCCUGUGGCCCGACGGUGAACUUCACGGGCAUGGCCGCGAUGGAGCCGAAGGCGAGUUCCGGUGGAUUUUCCUCGGCGGUUGUCGGCGACGGGGGCGCAGUCCCGCCGGGGCUCGCCCCCGUUGCCAUCCUUAGAGCCGUGUGAAGGGCAGCAAAGGCCCUCCACCCUAGAGCAUUCUCUCCGGCGGCGCCGCUCGUGCCGGAACGCCUUUUCCGAUGAGAAGCGCCGGGACCAUCAGCCAGCAGCUCACCCGCUACGCCGCGGCGCAGGCGCUGCUCCCGGGGGCGCACCUCCACGCCAACCUCCUCAAGUCCGGCUUCCUCGCCUCACUCCGCAACCACCUCAUCUCCUUCUACUCCAAGUGCCGCCGCCCCUGCUGCGCCCGCAGGGUGUUCGACGAAAUCCCUGACCCGUGCCACGUCUCAUGGUCAUCCCUCGUCACAGCCUACUCCAACAACGGCCUGCCCCGGAGCGCAAUCCAGGCCUUCCACGGCAUGCGCGCGGAGGGUGUAUGCUGCAAUGAGUUCGCUCUCCCUGUUGUGCUCAAGUGCGUGCCGGACGCCCAGCUCGGUGCGCAGGUGCACGCCAUGGCGAUGGCUACGGGGUUUGGCAGUGAUGUCUUCGUGGCGAACGCGCUUGUGGCCAUGUACGGUGGAUUUGGCUUCAUGGAUGAUGCGAGGAGGGUGUUCGAUGAGGCCGGCAGCGAGAGGAAUGCCGUCUCCUGGAAUGGCCUGAUGUCAGCGUAUGUCAAGAAUGACCAGUGCGGCGAUGCCAUCCAGGUGUUUGGUGAGAUGGUGUGGAGUGGGAUUCAGCCUACUGAAUUUGGGUUCUCUUGUGUGGUGAACGCCUGCACGGGUUCCAGGAAUAUAGACGCUGGAAGACAAGUGCAUGCUAUGGUGGUACGGAUGGGCUAUGAAAAGGAUGUGUUCACGGCCAAUGCAUUGGUUGACAUGUAUGUGAAAAUGGGGCGUGUUGAUAUUGCUUCUGUUAUUUUUGAGAAAAUGCCUGAUUCGGAUGUGGUCUCCUGGAAUGCUUUAAUUUCUGGGUGCGUACUUAAUGGUCACGAUCACCGUGCGAUAGAGUUGUUACUGCAGAUGAAGUCUUCAGGGCUGGUUCCCAACGUGUUUAUGUUGUCUAGCAUCCUGAAGGCUUGUGCUGGUGCUGGUGCAUUUGAUUUGGGUCGGCAAAUCCACGGGUUCAUGAUCAAAGCCAAUGCAGAUUCAGAUGAUUAUAUAGGUGUUGGUCUUGUGGAUAUGUAUGCAAAGAACCAUUUUUUGGACGAUGCAAUGAAGGUUUUUGAUUGGAUGUCCCAUAGGGAUUUGAUUCUGUGGAAUGCACUGAUAUCAGGUUGUUCUCAUGGAGGACGACAUGAUGAGGCUUUCUCUAUCUUUUACGGGUUGAGAAAGGAGGGUCUCGGCGUGAAUAGGACAACAUUGGCUGCUGUUCUCAAGUCCACAGCAAGCUUGGAGGCAGCCAGCGCCACAAGACAAGUUCAUGCUCUUGCAGAGAAGAUAGGUUUCAUAUUUGACGCUCAUGUUGUCAAUGGGCUUAUUGAUUCCUAUUGGAAGUGCAGUUGUCUCAGUGAUGCAAUCAGAGUGUUUGAAGAAUGUUCUUCUGGUGACAUUAUAGCUGUUACAUCCAUGAUCACAGCACUCUCACAGUGUGACCAUGGUGAGGGUGCAAUAAAGCUGUUCAUGGAAAUGCUAAGGAAGGGGCUUGAGCCAGAUCCUUUCGUGCUAAGUAGCCUACUGAAUGCUUGUGCUAGCUUAUCAGCUUAUGAGCAAGGGAAGCAAGUCCAUGCUCAUCUGAUCAAGCGACAGUUCAUGUCAGAUGCGUUUGCAGGGAAUGCUCUUGUGUACACUUAUGCUAAGUGUGGUAGCAUAGAAGAUGCAGAGUUGGCUUUCUCCAGCCUGCCAGAGAGGGGAGUUGUCUCAUGGUCUGCAAUGAUCGGAGGGCUAGCACAGCAUGGGCAUGGGAAGAGAGCAUUGGAAUUGUUUGGCAGGAUGGUUGAUGAAGGCAUUAAUCCAAACCACAUCACCAUGACUAGCGUUCUCUGUGCCUGCAACCAUGCAGGGCUUGUUGAUGAGGCCAAGCGGUACUUCAAUUCAAUGAAGGAGAUGUUUGGCAUUGACAGGACUGAGGAACAUUACUCAUGUAUGAUUGAUUUGCUUGGCCGUGCUGGUAAACUAGACGAUGCAAUGGAGCUUGUUAACAGCAUGCCAUUCCAAGCAAAUGCCUCAGUUUGGGGGGCACUACUAGGAGCCUCAAGAGUCCACAAAGACCCAGAACUGGGAAAGCUGGCAGCUGAAAAGCUCUUCAUCCUAGAGCCUGAGAAAUCCGGUACACAUGUUCUGCUUGCAAACACUUAUGCAUCUUCAGGCAUGUGGAAUGAGGUGGCUAAGGUGCGAAAGCUAAUGAAAGAUAGUAACAUCAAGAAGGAGCCUGCCAUGAGCUGGGUUGAGGUUAAGGACAAGGUGCAUACUUUCAUUGUUGGUGACAAGAGCCACCCGAUGACAAAAGAGAUAUACUCAAAGCUAGAUGAAUUGGGAGAUCUGAUGAGCAAAGCUGGUUAUAUUCCAAAUGUAGAUGUUGAUCUCCAUGAUUUAGACAGGAGUGAAAAGGAGUUACUUCUUUCUCAUCAUAGUGAAAGGCUGGCUGUCGCAUUCGCUUUGCUCAGCACUCCACCUGGAGCACCCAUUAGGGUCAAGAAAAAUCUGCGCAUAUGUAGAGAUUGCCAUAUGGCAUUUAAGUUCAUUUCAAAUAUUGUUUCGAGGGAAAUUAUCAUCAGAGACAUAAACCGAUUCCAUCAUUUCAGAGAUGGGACAUGUUCUUGUGGUGAUUACUGGUAGAAACAUCGGAACAGGAUUUUUUGUAGCUUUUUGAGAAUUGUGGUGGUCAGAAAAGUAUACACACGCUCAGAGAGGCUUAACAAUUUAGAAAAUUUUGUACCCACUGUAGCAACCAUUUUAGACAGUUGUUGGAGUAUUCAAUAAGCUAUGUGGUUUCUGUAGCUCAAUCUACAACACACUCCACACUAAGCCAGAAAGGUCCAAAAUUUUGUUUUUUCUGUUGUGUUAACGAAGGAGCAGUCCUCAUGUACAUGAUUUUUUAAACAUUCUUAAUUGUUAUAGGAUAGAACAAAAUUUAGCUAUUGCAAGUUUA
Molecule: messenger RNA, 3362 nt
Organism: Oryza sativa Japonica Group (Japanese rice)
Lineage: Eukaryota; Viridiplantae; Streptophyta; Magnoliopsida; Poales; Poaceae
Product: pentatricopeptide repeat-containing protein At4g14850
Biological process (GO): RNA modification
Cellular component (GO): intracellular membrane-bounded organelle
Molecular function (GO): protein binding; zinc ion binding; RNA binding
Source: RefSeq, a predicted model, not a curated record